Molecule: messenger RNA, 432 nt
Organism: Candida tropicalis MYA-3404
Lineage: Eukaryota; Fungi; Ascomycota; Pichiomycetes; Serinales; Debaryomycetaceae
Exons: 1
Coding region: 1-432 (143 amino acids)
Source: RefSeq, a predicted model, not a curated record
AUGAAUUCAAAACUUCGACACCGAGACUUUACGGAGUUAUUCUGCAUCUUGUUGUGUGAAUCAGCAGAUUUCUGUAAUGUUAAUUGCAUAGAAAAUAUGUGUGUGAGAGAGUGGGUGCAAAAAAAAAAAAGGGAGAACAUGUGUUUUCGCAUGUCUAAUGGGUUGAUUUCACGCAAAUGUGGUACGAUUUUUUUUUUCUCUCUCUCGAAUUGUCUGUUGAAUUCCAAAAAAAUGAAAAAAGGAAAAAUUCUAUUUUGGUCUGUAAUGCCCCUACAGCCUAUCCUCUUUCUCUCGACAACCCCACAUGUCGAUCAUGUUUAUGUAGAAUACUGCGAGAGAGUUCGAAAAUACUUUAACCGUUUAUUGAUGGUGCAGUCUUGUUGGAUUCAAUUAUUCUCUGUACAUAUUCGGGGUUUGUCAAAUCUCGUGUAA